ACUAUCACAGUGUUAACAUGUUUAUAGUGAACCGGACAUAGACAUUUUACUGCUAAGUUUAUUAUUGUUCUUGUUUUAUGUUAUGAUUUAUUCUGUUUGAGGUCAAGUCAAGAUUAGCUUGUAGGUGUUGUUUUAAAGUGUAGGUUAUGUUCUACUAUUGUAGCACACAACAUUAGUGGAAGCAUUAAACUGUGUUAUAGUGCAUAUAAGUUUCGAAAACUUGUGUAAUGGUAUACCUUAGUGGAUUAUUGUAUAAUGAAUCCCAACAGGUGUUCAGAACUGUAUUUAAACUGAAAAACAGAACUGUAUUGCACUGGUUUCCUGGUCAUAUGGGUAAAGGGGUAAAAGACAUGCAAAAGAAGUUAAAAUCUGUUGAUUGUAUAGUUGAAGUGCAUGAUGCUAGAAUACCAUUUUCGGGAAGGAAUCCAGAGAGUUUUCAAACUGUUAGUGGUCUGCGCCCUCACAUACUUGUGUAUAAUAAGAGGGACUUGGCAAAUGAAGACCUUGAGAGUGUGAUUAUCAAUAAACAUAAGGAAAAUGGAUUCCAGAACAUAUUAUUUACUAAUUGUAAAGACCAAAAAUGUAAUGGUAUCAAAAGGUUGGUUCCACUUGUGCAAAAGCAAAUAUUAUCUUCUCAUCGGUACAACAGAAGUGAAAACAGAGACUAUUGUUUAAUGGUCAUUGGUGUUCCAAAUGUUGGUAAGUCAUCAUUAAUUAACACACUCAGGAAUAAGAACCUUUUAAAAAAAAAUGCAGCGCAUGUUGGUGCAGUUCCAGGAAUAACGAGAAGUGUUGGAGAAAAAAUAAAAAUAUCUGAUGAUCCUUUAAUAUAUGUAUUGGAUACUCCUGGAAUUCUUUCUCCGAAAGUUCCAUCUGUUGAUGUAGGCAUGAAACUUGCCUUAUGUGCUACUAUUCCAGAUAAAGAAGUGGGAAUAGAAUUAAUAGCAGAUUAUCUAUUAUUUUGGUUAAACAAACAUAGCCAUUUUGGUUAUACUGACUUUUUAGGUAUUGACAAUCCAAGUGAUAACAUCUCUGAAGCAUUAAGUGUGUUUGCAAUGAAAAAUAAUUUUACUAUGAAGGUAUUGGACUGUGAAGGAAAAAGAGUUUUGAAACCAAACUUAAAUUUGGCAGCUGUGCGCUUUGUAGAUGCUUUUCGAAGAGGUAUAUUUGGCAAAUUCACCUUGGAUAUUGAUGAAAUACAUUCACCAAAUAUAAAAUCUUCACAUAAGCCAUUGAUUUACAAAAGGGUAAAUGUCAUCAAGUGAUAGGUAUACUAAAAAUGAAUGUUUUGUUUCAAUGAAUUAAUUCUAGGCUAAUAGACUUUGUAUAAUUAAAUUUAGUGAUUUUUAAUAAAUAGGCUAAAUGUUAUAAUAUGCA
Homalodisca vitripennis (glassy-winged sharpshooter) is the source of this 1377-nucleotide messenger RNA. RefSeq names its product mitochondrial GTPase 1. The record is from RefSeq and is a predicted model, not a curated record. Gene Ontology annotation, molecular function: GTPase activity; GTP binding. Bases 228 to 1265 code for a protein of 345 amino acids. The transcript has a single exon. NCBI's taxonomy places the organism in Eukaryota, Metazoa, Arthropoda, Insecta, Hemiptera, Cicadellidae. Gene Ontology annotation, cellular component: mitochondrion.